AUGUCGUGGUUUGCCAGGGCUCAGCAGGAUGACAGGCCUACCAAGUCUGCGCGGAAAGAGUCGGAUUCGGCGGCUCGCACUGAUGUGGACAAGUUGCUCGAGAUGGUCGAAAAGCUCUGCUUAAAAAACUGCUUGGAGGUGCGUGAGAUGCAAGCUGCGGUGCUCAGAUCUUAUCUGCUGCCCCGGGACAGCAGUCUUGCGGUUGCUGCAACUGAUGCUGCCAAGAAUCACGUGGAGAAGUUGAAGGAAGCCCGAAAUGAUCAGAGAGCCAUUGAUGCCCUUGGGCCGGUUCAUGUCCAAGUUUGGGCAGCAUUGGUCAAAGCUGUGCGGAGUGCGCCGGAAAUGCUGAAGAUGCCAGCACCCUCCGGGCUCACUUUGAAGAGGCCACCAGUGCCGGACGUGAUCCCAAUGCGCUUGCUGCAAGAGUGCACAUUGCCAGAUUCAAGAAGGCUUGGGACAAGAGAUCUGCGAAAUUACACCUUGCUUGUAGUGCUGAUCUUACGCAUGUGUUGA
This is a messenger RNA of Symbiodinium natans, 513 nucleotides long. NCBI's taxonomy places the organism in Eukaryota, Dinophyceae, Suessiales, Symbiodiniaceae. The record is from the annotation of a GenBank genome assembly.